AUGGGAUAUGAGAAACCUGAAUAGCUUGUAAUGACUGAUAUAUUGAACUUAGGAUUCCUUUAUUUAAGCAAGCAAAAGAAAGUUAGAGAUAUAUGCACAUUUUUCAUUGCCAAAUUCUAUUUAAGCAUUAUUCCUAUAGUGUAUUUAUAGAUGUGGUUUUAUUUUGGGUAUUAGCUCAUUGAGAAAGACUAUAAGUAGUAUGGCUGGUGGAGACCAGCAGUAAUGGAUUUCACUAUUAUAAGUAAUAUCACUGUAUUGGCAUACUCCUUUUGUCUGUAUCAAUUAAGUGUAGAUAAUUCUUCUGAGGAACUUAACUAUGCAUUAAAUAAAUUUAGGUUUCUUUCCUUGCUUAUGAGUCCUUUUGGCUAUUAGCUUUGUUUAUAUAAUUUAUAUACAAUUCAGGUUUAAAUGAGUGACAGAUUUUUUGGAGUUUGUGUAGUACUUUAUGGCAUUGCUUACUAAGUUUCUAUUGAAUUAUUAAAAAAGUUUUUAAAUUUUUCUUUGAACUGGAAUGAAUAUGGGACCUUAAAUUUCAUAAGAAGCACAGGUGUGUUAAAGGCUUUUUAAAUAGAAAAAGAUCUAGAUAUCCCAAAUUAUAUAAAGAAUGCAUUAAACUUUUCAGGAAUUAUUGAUAUUACUGUUCAUGUCUGCAUUAUUUUAUUUGUUGCAGAAGUAAGCUUCAUCUCAGAUAAGUCUAGUGAUGUCUAUUAAUCUUUCAAAGAAACCUUUUUGCUUUACUAGAACGCUGCAAUACUAAUUAUAGUAGCUACUUAUAUAGUUAUGAAAUUUAUAUUUGCUUUCUAUAUAUCAAGAAGUAUUUGGAUAGUUCAUUAAGGAGAUAUGACCAUUGAUAGCAUCAUCAUUCAUAUACUUAAUAACUCUAACGUACAAUUCGUAAUCAUCUUUUAAGUAGCCAAAGACAAGUUUGAGUCUUAAGAGCUUGAGUAAUUUAGAUUGUCUUAAGAUUUAAUGCAGCUCAUGGAUGAAGAUGAACUUGAGAAUGAAAAAGCCCUCAAAGAAAGGAUGCUCGUGAAAUAUGAUUCAUAAUUUUUAAAUGCCAUGAAUUCCAUUCGCUUUUUAUCAAGAUUGGUGAGAGUUUAAGUAGAUAAAGGUUUCUUCCAUGUUCAUGAAAUUAUCUCAGUCAGUAAAAGUCAAUUCUUUUUGAAUAUUUAAAAGCUUAGAAUAUCUGAAUAGAUGAUGGUUCAAUUUUUAAGCGAAACACAAAUUUUCCCUAGUGGCAUCAAAAUUUAAAUAUCUCCAUUGAGCAGAAGCUAGAUUCUUUUUGAAAGAUUUUUCAGAUAUGGGUUGAUUAAUUAAUCUACUCUUACAAAAUUAGAUUGCUCAAAACAAAUUUAAAAAUAAAUGAAAUCAAUUAAUUCAUAUUUUUAUUCUAUUUUGGUGUUUGAAAAACAAAUUGUAGCAGAUAACAUACAAUCAUUUUACUUAGAUAAAACUAAAAUUUUGAUAGACUUAUUCGAAAAUACUCACAGGAAUACUUUAUACAGUAACAAACACUCAAUAUACACUCCAAAACAACAUAUAAUAAAGCUUCUCUGA
This is a messenger RNA of Tetrahymena thermophila SB210, 1557 nucleotides long. RefSeq names its product transmembrane protein, putative. Lineage: Eukaryota; Ciliophora; Oligohymenophorea; Hymenostomatida; Tetrahymenidae. The record is from RefSeq and is a predicted model, not a curated record. The transcript has a single exon.